Molecule: messenger RNA, 1689 nt
Organism: Haliotis rufescens (red abalone)
Lineage: Eukaryota; Metazoa; Mollusca; Gastropoda; Lepetellida; Haliotidae
Product: protein phosphatase 1 regulatory subunit 36-like
Exons: 17
Coding region: 101-1453 (450 amino acids)
Biological process (GO): negative regulation of phosphatase activity
Molecular function (GO): phosphatase binding
Source: RefSeq, a predicted model, not a curated record
GAAUUAACUACAGGAUACAACUUACCUCCCUUGAUUAAUGUUGCUAUGGAGAACGCCAUCGGAAAUACUUACCUCGCUUGAAGAACAGUAAUUAUCCGCUAUGGCAAAGGUGGCGGCUGAGAUUUUUGAACUGCCACCUUUACCAGGACCCACGAGUGGUCGUUGGGUAUGGCGGGAUGGAGAUGGAGGACGACCAUCGUUGGAAUUCAUUAGUAACAAUGCUAAUGCAGACAGACAGGACAAAAGAAGGAAAGCAAAAGAGCAUGGCAGGGGUAGAGGAGACAGAGUGGCAUCCAGUGUGGCUCGAGGACAGGGUCUGGGGCGGGGCAGGGGGCAGGCUCGCCCCAACACCACCAAGUCUCCACAUCCAUCUAAGAAAGACACCACGGACAAUCCGUACAUCACUCUGGAGAAUGUCAAAGUUGUAGCAUUUGAGAGAAUGACGGAGGCAGAUCAGUCUCUUGUUCCCGAGUCAUUCGACAGUCUACGAGGGACCAAGCAGUUUGACACUUUCCUCAUGUAUCUCCUGAGCUACUUCAACUGUUUCUUUGAGAAAAUGAACCAAGAAAACAAGAAGAAUCCCAUGUAUAUAGAGCCUAGCCUAUCCGAGAAGAUGGCGUACGCGGAUGCCUGUGCGAGACUGGACGUUGCCCAGCGUCUGCUAGGACAGUCCUACUGUGUGCUGGUGUUGGGGCUCGGCCUGGAGGAUCAGCAUCACAUGGGCUGUGGACAGUCUAGAGUUUCCUCCACGUAUAAAGAUCGCUCAAUGUUUGAGAGAUUUUAUGUAUAUUGUACAUAUAUUGUUUGGAUCACAUUUCGGAGGAAAGAGUUUGCCAUUGUCAAGAAAGAGAUUGGAAGAAUGUUGCGAUCUGACACGUUUAAUCCAGCAAUUCGAGUGAAGUAUGCACCAGAAGAGUCAAAGGAAGAACAGAAGCCAGACAAGGAUGUGAAGGUGCAAGACAAAAUACAGGAGAGGAUAGAGGAGAAGAAGCUGACCCCAGCAGAGUAUCGGCGCCUGCAUCCGAGGAGACCUGCCAUCAAAUCAAUCAUUAAUCAACGGUCCCCUGCUGUGAUAUCUAUACUACCAUCUCCCAAGGAGCAAUCCCACUGGCUGUUUAAGAGAGCAAGGCCUGUCUCUCCCAACUCACUUGGGCGGAGGGACCAUGAUGAAGAGGAGGAGGAGGAAGAGCAAGAAAUGAUACGGUCUCUGACCAUCAACACAGUCAAGUUGAAGAUUGGAAUCAUUGGGGAAGCUUCCAGUGGAUUCAACAAGGUGACGCUGAUGCCUCUGGGUACCGAGAACGAGGAAGAGGAGGGGGAAGGGGGAGACGGACAACAGAAGGAAAUGUCUGAAGAUGCCAAUGCAGACAAGAGCCAGACUGCAGAUCGAGGCAUGAGUCGACAGCAAACGUCUGUUUCUCAUGUGACAACUGAAGUCAAUGAUGAUGAUUAGAUCUGAUGCACCACCAACAUCCAGAGCAUCAUCUGCUCAAAGAAGUAAAACUGGGUCACUAUUGUAUGUUGUGUGUGAGGUUACACAAGUUCAGGACAAGUGAGGGCAGACGUCAGAAGAGCCAGGACAACAAGGCAGCUGCCAUGUGGGCAUGUUUGAUGAUGGUGAUAGAGGUGACACUGUCCAUUGAUCUCAGAUGAAGACUGUCAUCAUAUAUGGGUCAUUUUCACCAUUAU